AUGUUCAGUGAGCCCCAUGAAGCGGCUGUCAUGAAAAUAGCGACAUUGAUUGCACUUGUGCAGCUGUCGCUUGCUACAGCUGUUUCAGAUGGCACCCUCACGGCAGCUGAGUUGAAUAAAGAAUUGGCAGGUGAUAAUAGUCUAAGUCCGUUCUUUGAUGAAAUCAUCGAUGAUACGGCGGUGAAUUUCGUCCGGAGCUCCAGGGCUGCCGACAGUCCUCUUUCUCCGGACAUCAACGUACAAUGCUCAGCAGACUUCAUUGAUGUAACAGUUGAAUUCUCUGAUGUCUACGACGGAAUUAUUUACAGCAAGGGUUUCUUGAACGAUCCGAAAUGCAAAUACGUAUCUCUCGGCGGAAGUCAGUCACGGUACUCGUUCCGAGUGCCGCUGAAGGGCUGCGGCAGCAGAGCUCUUUGCAACGCUUGCGGCACAAUUGAUAAUGUCCUCGUGUUCCAAGCUGACGACUUCGUCCAGGGUCCUUAUGAUUUCGCACGAAAAGUUUCAUGCGCAAGUACAGCUUUGGAGGUAUCUGUCGGAGGAGUUAAGAAAGAGCAAUCGCACGUUUUAAAACUCAAGCCUUUUAUGGUUGAUAUGCUAGAAGUAGUAGCCGUGCCAGGGCCUGCAGGCGGCGUUGAAUGUUGGAUGGACAUACAGAAGGGAGUAUUCCCUAAUACCACUCCUUUAGAACACUCGAUCAAGAUUGGCGAAUACCUAACGAUAUUAAUAUACCUUAAAGACACUAGGAAUCAGUUCAACCUAAAAAUACACGAUUGUUGGGCAUAUGAUAAUGAAGACUAUGAUAACCCGAAUACUAAUAGGAUUCAAUUAACAGAUAAGGAAGGAUGUCCAAAAAAAAGGAAAUUUAUUGAUUUGUUCCAAAAAUCCACGAACACGGGUAGAUCAGGGGCGACACUGAUCGCCUACAGCAAAGUAAGCGCCUUCCGCUUCCCAGAAACCGAUCAAGUAUAUUUAACGUGUAAUGUUGAGCUGUGUAAGAGUGACUGUGAUUCAAGCUGCAGAGAGAUUGUCAAACCAAUAACGACCACGAUAAAACCACAAGAUUUACCUUCCUGUUACCCUGGCAGUGCAGACCCACGUUGUCCACGACCAUCAACUCCCGAAGCUCCAAGAUGUUAUCCAGGAAGUACUGAUCCACGUUGUCCUCAACCAACUACACCGGCGUCACCUCGUUGCUACCCAGGAAGCAGUGACCCACGUUGUCCACGACCAACUACUCCUGAAGCCCCAAGAUGUUAUCCAGGAAGUAGUGACCAACGUUGCCCACAACCUACUACACCGGCACUACCCAAGUGCUUCCCUGGAUCCACUGAUCCACGUUGUCCAAGACCAACGACUCCUGAAGCACCUAGAUGCUACCCUGGAAACAGUGACCCGCGGUGUCCCAAACCCACAACACCUGCCCCACCUAAAUGCUACCCAGGGUCCACCGACCCUCGCUGCCCACAACCAACUACACCAGAGUCACCUAGAUGCUACCCAGGAAGUAGUGACCCACGAUGUCCACGACCAACAACUCCUGAAGCACCUCGAUGCUACCCCGGAAGUGACGAUCCACGUUGUCCAAAACCUACUACACCGGCUCCGCCCAAAUGCUUCCCAGGAUCCACUGAUCCACGUUGUCCAAGACCAACGACUCCUGAAGCACCUAGAUGCUACCCUGGAAACAGUGACCCGCGGUGUCCCAAACCCACAACACCUGCCCCACCUAAAUGCUACCCAGGGUCCACCGACCCUCGCUGCCCACAACCAACUACACCAGAGUCACCUAGAUGCUACCCAGGAAGUAGUGACCCACGAUGUCCACGACCAACAACUCCUGAAGCACCUCGAUGCUACCCCGGAAGUGACGAUCCACGUUGUCCAAAACCUACUACACCGGCUCCGCCCAAAUGCUUCCCAGGAUCCACUGAUCCACGUUGCCCGCGACCAACAACUCCCGAAACACCAAGAUGUUACCCAGGAAGCAGUGACCCUCGUUGUCCUAAACCAACGACACCAGAGUCGCCUCGUUGCUACCCAGGAAGCAAUGACCCCCGUUGUCCUAAGCCCACUACUCCAGCACCACCAAAAUGCUUCCCUGGCAGCAAUGACCCACGUUGCCCACAACCAACUACACCAGAGUCACCUCGAUGCUACCCAGGAAGUAGUGACCCACGUUGCCCACGACCAACGACUCCUGAAACACCUAGAUGCUACCCCGGAAGUAAUGACCCUCGUUGUCCUAAACCAACUACACCAGAACAACCAAGGUGUUUCCCAGGCAGCACAGAUUCUCGUUGCCCUAAAGUAACAACACCAGUCCCAACAAAACCCUCUUGUUACCCAGGCUCAACUGAUCCUAACUGUCCACAACCAUCGAGGCCAACAACGCUUAAUCCACCUACAUAUUUACCUCCUUCAACACCAGCACCACCAAAAUGCUUCCCUGGCAGCAAUGACCCUCGUUGCCCACAACCAACUACACCAGAGUCACCUCGAUGCUUCCCCGGAAGUGAGGAUCCUCGUUGUCCAAAACCUACUACACCAGCUCCACCAAAAUGCUACCCAGGAUCCACCGAUCCACGUUGUCCAAGACCAACGACUCCUGAAGCACCUAGAUGCUACCCCGGAAGCAGUGACCCGCGUUGCCCGAAACCAACUACGCCAGAGACACCUCGAUGCUACCCAGGAAGUAGUGACCCACGUUGUCCACGACCAACAACUCCUGAAGCACCUCGAUGCUACCCCGGGAGUGAGGAUCCACGUUGUCCAAAACCUACUACACCGGCUCCACCCAAAUGCUUCCCAGGAUCCAUCGAUCCACGUUGUCCAAGACCAACAACUCCUGAAGCACCUCGAUGCUACCCCGGAAGUGAGGAUCCACGUUGUCCAAAACCUACUACACCGGCUCCACCAAAAUGCUACCCAGGAUCCACCGAUCCACGUUGUCCAAGACCAACGACUCCUGAAGCACCUAGAUGUUACCCCGGAAGCAGUGACCCGCGUUGCCCGAAACCAACUACGCCAGAGACACCUCGAUGCUACCCAGGAAGUAGUGACCCACGUUGUCCAAGACCAACAACUCCUGAAUCACCUAGAUGCUACCCUGGAAGUGAUGAUCCACGUUGUCCAAAACCUACUACACCGGCUCCACCAAAAUGCUUCCCAGGAUCCACCGAUCCACGUUGUCCAAGACCAACGAGUCCCGAAACACCUAGAUGCUACCCUGGAAGCACUGACCCACGUUGUCCAAAACCAACUACUCCUGCACCACCAAGAUGCUUCCCAGGGAGCAACGAUCCUCGCUGUCCUAAAGUAAUAACCCCAGAACCAACAAAGCCCUCUUGUUACCCAGGCUCACCUGAUGCGAACUGUCCACAACCGUCAAGGCCAACAACGCUUAAUCCACCUACUUACUUACCUCCUUCAACACCAGCACCACCAAAAUGCUUCCCCGGAUCCACUGAUCCACGUUGUCCAAGACCAACAACUCCUGAAGCACCUAGAUGUUACCCCGGAAGCAGUGACCCGCGUUGCCCGAAACCAACUACGCCAGAGACACCAAGAUGCUACCCAGGAAGUAGUGACCCUCGUUGUCCACGACCUACAACUCCAGAAGCACCUCGAUGCUACCCCGGAAGUGACGAUCCACGUUGUCCCAAACCUACUACACCGGUUCCACCAAAAUGCUUCCCAGGAUCAACCGAUCCACGUUGUCCAAGACCAACGACUCCUGAAGCACCUAGAUGUUACCCCGGAAGUGACGAUCCUCGUUGUCCAAAACCUACUACACCGGCUCCGCCAAAAUGUUUCCCAGGAUCCACCGAUCCACGUUGUCCAAGACCAACGACUCCCGAAACUCCUAGAUGUUACCCAGGAAGCAAUGACCCUCGUUGCCCGAAACCAACAACACCAGAGUCACCUCGUUGCUACCCAGGAUCCACUGAUCCACGUUGCCCACGACCAACAACUCCUGAAGCACCUCGAUGCUACCCCGGAAGUGACGAUCCACGUUGUCCUAAACCCACUACCCCAGCCCCACCAAAAUGCUUCCCCGGUAGCAAUGACCCUCGUUGUCCUAAACCCACUACACCAGCCCCACCUAAAUGUUUCCCAGGAUCCACUGAUCCACGGUGCCCACGACCAACAACUCCUGAAGCACCUAGAUGCUACCCCGGAAGUGAGGAUCCACGUUGUCCAAAACCUACUACACCGGCUCCACCAAAAUGCUACCCAGGAUCCACCGAUCCACGUUGUCCAAGACCAACGACUCCCGAAGCACCUAGAUGCUACCCUGGAAGCACUGACCCACGUUGUCCAAAACCAACUACUCCUGCACCACCAAGAUGCUUCCCAGGGAGCAACGAUCCUCGCUGUCCUAAAGUAAUAACCCCAGAACCAACAAAGCCCUCUUGUUACCCAGGCUCACCUGAUCCGAACUGUCCACAACCGUCAAGGCCAACAACGCUUAAUCCACCUACUUAUUUACCUCCUUCAACACCAGCACCACCAAAAUGCUUCCCCGGAUCCACUGAUCCACGUUGUCCAAGACCAACAACUCCUGAAGCACCUAGAUGUUACCCCGGAAGCAGUGACUCGCGUUGCCCGAAACCAACUACGCCAGAGACACCAAGAUGCUACCCAGGAAGUAGUGACCCUCGUUGUCCACGACCUACAACUCCAGAAGCACCUCGAUGCUACCCUGGAAGUGACGAUCCUCGUUGUCCCAAACCUACUACACCGGCUCCACCAAAAUGCUUCCCAGGAUCAACCGAUCCACGUUGUCCAAGACCAACGACUCCUGAAGCACCUAGAUGUUACCCCGGAAGUGACGAUCCACGUUGUCCCAAACCUACUACACCAGCUCCACCAAAAUGCUUCCCAGGAUCAACCGAUCCACGUUGUCCAAGACCAACGACUCCUGAAGCACCUAGAUGUUACCCCGGAAGUGACGAUCCACGUUGUCCAAAACCUACUACACCGGCUCCGCCAAAAUGUUUCCCAGGAUCCACCGAUCCACGUUGUCCAAGACCAACGACUCCCGAAACUCCUAGAUGUUACCCAGGAAGCAAUGACCCUCGUUGCCCGAAACCAACAACACCAGAGUCACCUCGUUGCUACCCAGGAUCCACUGAUCCACGUUGCCCACGACCAACAACUCCUGAAGCACCUCGAUGCUACCCCGGAAGUGACGAUCCACGUUGUCCUAAACCCACUACCCCAGCCCCACCAAAAUGCUUCCCCGGUAGCAAUGAUCCUCGUUGUCCUAAACCCACUACACCAGCCCCACCUAAAUGUUUCCCAGGAUCUACUGAUCCACGUUGCCCACGACCAACAACUCCUGAAGCACCUCGAUGCUACCCCGGAAGUGACGAUCCACGUUGUCCUAAACCCACCACACCAGCCCCACCUAAAUGUUUCCCAGGAUCCACUGAUCCACGUUGCCCACGACCAACAACUCCUGAAGCACCUAGAUGCUACCCUGGAAGCACUGACCCACGUUGUCCUAAACCAACUACUCCUGCACCACCAAGAUGCUUCCCAGGGAGCAACGAUCCUCGCUGUCCUAAAGUAACAACCCCAGAACCAACAAAGCCCUCUUGUUAUCCAGGCUCACUUGAUCCGAACUGUCCACAACCGUCAAGGCCAACAACGCUUAAUCCACCUACUUAUUUACCUCCUUCAACACAAGCACCACCAAAGUGCUUCCCCGGAUCCACUGACCCGCGUUGUCCGAGACCAACAACUCCUGAAGCACCUAGAUGUUACCCAGGAAGUAGUGACCCUCGUUGUCCAAAACCCACUACCCCCGCCCCACCGAAAUGCUUCCCCGGUAGCAAUGACCCUAGUUGCCCAAAACCGACUACACCAGAGUCACCUCGAUGCUACCCAGGAAGUAGUGACCCUCGUUGUCCACGACCAACAACUCCUGAAGCACCUCGAUGCUACCCCGGAAGUGACGAUCCACGUUGCCCUAAACCUACUACACCAGCUCCACCCAAAUGCUUCCCAGGAUCCACCGAUCCACGUUGUCCAAGACCAACGACUCCCGAAGCACCUAGAUGUUACCCCGGAAGCAGUGACCCUCGUUGUCCUAAACCCACUACACCAGCCCCACCUAAAUGUUUCCCAGGAUCCACUGAUCCACGUUGCCCACGACCAACAACUCCUGAAGCACCUAGAUGUUACCCAGGAAGCAAUGACCCUCGUUGCCCGAAACCAACAACACCAGAGUCACCUCGUUGCUACCCAGGAAGUAGUGACCCACGUUGUCCAAGACCAACGACUCCCGAAGCACCUAGAUGUUACCCCGGAAGCAAUGACCCUCGUUGUCCUAAACCCACUACACCAGCCCCACCUAAAUGUUUCCCAGGAUCCACUGAUCCACGUUGCCCACGACCAACAACUCCUGAAGCACCUAGAUGCUACCCUGGAAGCAAUGACCCACGUUGUCCUAAACCAACUACUCCUGCACCACCAAGAUGCUUCCCAGGGAGCAACGAUCCUCGCUGUCCUAAAGUAACAACCCCAGAACCAACAAAGCCCUCUUGUUAUCCAGGCUCACCUGAUCCAAACUGUCCACAACCGUCAAGGCCAACAACGCUUAAUCCACCUACUUAUUUACCUCCUUCAACACAAGCACCACCAAAAUGCUUCCCCGGAUCCACUGACCCGCGUUGUCCAAGACCAACAACUCCUGAAGCACCUAGAUGUUACCCAGGAAGUAGUGACCCUCGUUGUCCAAAACCCACUACCCCCGCCCCACCGAAAUGCUUCCCCGGUAGCAAUGACCCUCGUUGCCCAAAACCGACUACACCAGAGUCACCUCGAUGCUACCCAGGAAGUAGUGACCCUCGUUGUCCACGACCAACAACUCCUGAAGCACCUCGAUGCUACCCCGGAAAUGACGAUCCACGUUGUCCUAAGCCUACUACACCAGCUCCACCCAAAUGCUUCCCAGGAUCCACCGAUCCACGUUGUCCAAGACCAACGACUCCCGAAACACCUAGAUGUUACCCAGGAAGCAAUGACCCUCGUUGUCCGAAACCAACAACACCAGAGUCACCUCGUUGCUACCCAGGAAGUAGUGACCCACGUUGCCCACGACCAACAACUCCUGAAGCACCUAGAUGUUACCCCGGAAGUGACGAUCCACGUUGUCCUAAACCUACUACACCAGCUCCACCCAAAUGCUUCCCAGGAUCCACCGAUCCACGUUGUCCAAGACCAACGACUCCCGAAGCACCUAGAUGUUACCCCGGAAGCAGUGACCCUCGUUGUCCUAAACCCACUACACCAGCCCCACCUAAAUGUUUCCCAGGAUCCACUGAUCCACGUUGCCCACGACCAACAACUCCUGAAGCACCUAGAUGUUACCCAGGAAGCAAUGACCCUCGUUGCCCGAAACCAACAACACCAGAGUCACCUCGUUGCUACCCAGGAAGUAGUGACCCACGUUGCCCACGACCAACAACUCCUGAAGCACCUAGAUGCUACCCUGGAAGCACUGACCCACGUUGUCCAAAACCAACUACUCCUGCACCACCAAGAUGCUUCCCAGGGAGCAACGAUCCUCGUUGUCCUAAAGUAACAACCCCUGAACCAACAAAGCCCUCUUGUUACCCAGGCUCACCUGAUCCGAACUGUCCACAACCGUCAAGGCCAACAACGCUUAAUCCACCUACUUAUUUACCUCCUUCAACACCAGCUACACCAAAAUGCUUCCCCGGAUCCACUGAUCCACGUUGUCCAAGACCAACAACUCCUGAAGCACCUAGAUGUUACCCAGGAAGUAGUGACCCUCGUUGUCCAAAACCCACUACCCCCGCCCCACCGAAAUGCUUCCCCGGUAGCAAUGACGCUCGUUGCCCAAAACCGACUACACCAGAGUCACCUCGAUGCUACCCAGGAAGAAGUGACCCUCGUUGUCCACGACCAACAACUCCUGAAGCACCUCGAUGCUACGCCGGAAGUGACGAUCCACGUUGUCCUAAACCCACUACACCAGCCCCUCCGAAAUGUUUCCCAGGAUCCACUGAUCCACGUUGCCCGAAACCAACAACACCAGAGUCACCUCGUUGCUACCCAGGAAGUAGUGACCCACGUUGCCCACGACCAACAACUCCUGAAUCACCUAGAUGUUACCCAGGAAGUAGUGACCCUCGUUGUCCUAAACCCACUACACCAGCCCCUCCCAAAUGUUUCCCAGGAUCCACUGAUCCACGUUGUCCAAAACCAACAACUCCUGAAACACCUAGAUGUUACCCAGGAAGUAAUGAUCCUCGUUGUCCUAAACCCACUACACCAGCCCCCCCUAAAUGCUUCCCGGGAUCAAGUGAUCCGCGUUGUCCACAACCAACAACUCCUGAAGGACCUAGAUGCUACCCUGGAAACACUGACCCACGUUGUCCUAAACCAACUAGUCCUACACCACCAAGAUGUUUCCCAGGGAGCACCGACCCUCGCUGUCCUAAAGUAACAACCCCAGCACCAACAAAGCCUUCAUGUUACCCAGGCUCACCUGAUCCUAACUGUCCACAACCAUCGAGGCCGACAACGCUUAAUCCACCUACUUAUUUACCUCCUUCAACACCAGCCCCACCUAAAUGCUUCCCCGGAUCCACUGAUCCACGUUGUCCAAGACCAACAACUCCUGAAGCACCUAGAUGUUACCCCGGAAGCAAUGAUCCUCGUUGUCCUAAGCCCACUACACCAGCCCCUCCUAAAUGUUUCCCAGGAUCUACUGAUCCACGUUGCCCAAGACCAACCACUCCUGAAGAACCAAGAUGUUACCCCGGAAGCAAUGAUCCUCGUUGUCCUAAACCCACUACACCAGCCCCUCCUAAAUGUUUCCCAGGAUCCACUGAUCCACGUUGCCCAAGACCAACCACUCCUGAAGAACCCAGAUGUUACCCCGGAAGCAAUGAUCCUCGUUGUCCUAAACCCACUACACCAGCCCCUCCUAAAUGUUUCCCAGGAUCCACUGAUCCACGUUGUCCAAGACCAACAACUCCUGAAGAACCCAGAUGUUACCCCGGAAGCAAUGAUCCUCGUUGUCCUAAACCCACUACACCAGCCCCUCCUAAAUGUUUCCCAGGAUCCACUGAUCCACGUUGUCCAAGACCAACCACUCCUGAAGCACCUCGAUGCUACCCAGGAAGCAACGACCCUCGUUGCCCCAGACCAACGACUCCUGAAGCACCUCGAUGCUACCCAGGAAGCAACGACCCUCGUUGUCCCAGACCAACAACUCCUGAAGCACCUCGAUGCUACCCAGGAAGCAACGACCCUCGUUGUCCCAGACCAACAACUCCUGAAGCACCUCGAUGCUACCCAGGAAGCAACGACCCUCGUUGUCCCAGACCAACAACUCCUGAAGCACCUCGAUGCUACCCAGGAAGCAGUGACCCACGUUGUCCUAAACCCACGACGCUAGCCCCGCCUAAAUGCGUCCCAGGAUCCACUGAUCCACGUUGCCCACAACCAACUACACCAGAGCCGCCAAGAUGUUUCCCAGGAAGUACCGAUCCUCGCUGUCCUAAAAUAACAACACCAAUUCCAACAAAACCCGUUUGUUACCCAGGCUCGCCAGAUCCUAACUGUCCACAACCGUCUAGACCAACAACUCUUAAUCCACCUACUUACCUACCUCCUUCUACAACAAUUCAACCAAAAUGUUUCCCAGGAAGUUCGGAUCCUCGUUGUCCUCGACCCACUAUUCCUGAUACUCCCAGAUGCUAUCCAGGAAGCACAGAUUCCCGUUGCCCUAAACCUUCAAGUCCUCAACCAACAAUCCCGCAACCAAGCCCGACGCCCAGUUCAUGUUACCCCGGGUCAAAGGAUCCAAAAUGUCCUCAACCAUUCGCUCCUAGUAGCACAAACCCCCCAACAACUUAUUUACCACCAUUUCCUUCAGAUAACGAAAUUAACUCUGGAAAAUUAGCCAAUAAGAAUUUCGAUUAUUACGAUGACUCACAGUUAGCAAUCGAUAAUUUUGAUUUCUCUCGUACUAAACCCAAAACGAGAAAUGUAAGAGAUUUGAGUAAACCUUCUGCUGAAGAGAGCCUAGGUCAAUUUUCUGGAUUUGACAACCUUGCUAUUAUAGGCUCAGUAUUGUUUGUCGUCUUGAUCAUAGCAGUUGCUAUUGGUUCAAUGAAAUACAGACAAAUGAAAAGGAAAAACGGUUUAAAUAUAAAAUCAACUCAGAAUCCUUGUUAA
This is a messenger RNA of Danaus chrysippus (African queen), 10218 nucleotides long. The record is from the annotation of a GenBank genome assembly. Lineage: Eukaryota; Metazoa; Arthropoda; Insecta; Lepidoptera; Nymphalidae.